Caenorhabditis bovis is the source of this 813-nucleotide messenger RNA. The record is from the annotation of a GenBank genome assembly. Lineage: Eukaryota; Metazoa; Nematoda; Chromadorea; Rhabditida; Rhabditidae.
AUGGAAAAUCUUGGAAUCGACGAACAAAUCUAUUACGACUUCAAAAAUAUUCGGCCGACAAUCGAAAAGGACCACAUUCGUUCGACUCCCGUUGAUUUAUAUCUUUCUUUCUUCAAAACUUUUGAUGUUUUUUACAAGACCUAUCACGAAUUCAAUGGAAAACUUCAUUGGUCCCAGAUAAGCUCAAAAUUUUUGGAAAAUCUCGAAAAAUUGAACGAAGGGAAUAAGGUGAUCGUUGCCGAUCGUGUGGCUCUUACGUUUUAUUUUUGGAAUUGUUUUCAAUACCACAGAUUCACCCGUAUUCCAAUUAAGCGCAUUUAUUAUAAUCGCGACGAUUGUGUCGAAAUUCGCUCGACGGCUGGAAUCGGCCAACAACUCGCACAUUUCUUAAAACAGAAUCGCGAGGAAUCGACGCCGAAAAAGCGGAAAGGCGUCGAAAAUGAUGAGAAUGGCGGACAAUUAUUGAUCGUCUAUAAUCGAAUUGUUCCACCAAAUAAUUAUAAAACAUUAUUUCGCCAUGAUUUUCGAACACCACGAUCAGAGAAAUACCCAUCAAUGAGUUGCCAGAAACGGCUUGACUUGAAAAAGUUGGCUGACAUUUUCAUUCGGAAGAAGGGGUUCCUUCAAGAGCUCAUUGAAGACUCAUGCGAGUUUGAAGAGGAUUCUGAAAAUGAUGAAAAUCUUCUUCCCAGAUACAGGUAUUAUAAUCUCGAAGAGCAUUUUGUGAUUGGUAGAAAAUGUCGAAAAAGGUUGGACUCAACGAGCUCUUCAUAUAGUGUCAUCUCAAAUACGGAUACAUUUGAACAAAUUUAA